Messenger RNA from Colletotrichum abscissum, 2739 nucleotides. RefSeq lists its product as uncharacterized. Bases 1 to 2739 code for a protein of 912 amino acids. Lineage: Eukaryota; Fungi; Ascomycota; Sordariomycetes; Glomerellales; Glomerellaceae. The record is from RefSeq and is a predicted model, not a curated record. The transcript has 2 exons.
AUGUCGCCGGCAUCCUUUCGACGUUCCGAAGACAGCGGCCAUUACAGUAGUCGCUACGACUACAACGAUCGCAGGGAUGGCGAAAGAGACCGUCUAGGUCGUGAUUCUCGAUAUUACCGUCGCUCCCGAUCACGAUCCCGUUCGGGGUCUCGGUCAUCACGAUCCAUGUCGCUAUCCCGCUCAAGUUCGCCAGGCAGGCGGACCAGAGAGAGAAAAAGAGACAGAAGCUGGGAUAGGGACCGGGACCGGGGAAGGGAAAGAGACAGGGACAGAGACAGGAUGAAGGAUCUGGACCGCGACCAUCCGAGAACCCAAACGGACUUGUUCAAGCCACCGCCGUCCACCGCUUCACGAGCUACCAUCCCUCCUCCUCGUGGCCCGCCCACAAGAACGUUUUCCUCGCCAGUCAUGAGCAAGUCGGGCAUUUCAAUAGAUACCCGAUCCAACCGUGGAUCAGAACAAUCACCAUGGAAACCCCCAGCGCCAUCGACGACACCAGCACCUUCAGCACCACCGACCCCUCGAUCCGCGAACAACACAACAGCAACGGUCAAGAUCACCGCAUCUUUACGACAACUGACUCGGCGAAGUAACGAACAAGGUGCAAUUCAAUUGCGGAAAGAUGUAGUUGAGGCGCGUGCCAAAGCUCGGGACAAAGACCAUGUCCAAUCGCACGGCAAAUAUGCCGAAUUUCCCUCCUUGAAAGACUACCAUCGAAAGCUUGAGAAGAAAGACGCCGACGACCUAGAUAGUUUGGGAAAGGAGAUGAAGGAUGCGGACCAACAGUGGCAGACUGCGGCAGAGGCAUUUGCUGCUACUCUGCUUCAAGCUUUUACUGAGCUGCAGCAGAAAGACAAAGAUCGUCGCCUCGUUGCUCCUAGUGCUCCGGACGGACUCGAGGCACGGCUCACGUCACGCCUCGAUGCGCUUGAGAACCAACAUAAAGAAGCAUCUGCGAAGCAGCAGAAACAGAUGGAGGAACUUCGUGAAAAUCUCUCGGUUGAGAGUGCCAAGCGAAAGGCUCUUGGCGUCGAGAACGAGACGCUGAAGAAGAAGGUUCAAGAGCUCCAGGGCCAUUACCAGUCUCUGAGUUCCAGGGCCGAUGAUCAUGACACGUCCAUUAAGCAGCUGCAAGAGCCAAAGCCAGAUGUCGUACCGCCUCGUGCACCUCCAAAAGAGAAUGGCACAACAUCGGAGGACUUGGAGGCAAUCAAGACGCUCAUCGCCCAGCACGAAGACCUACUAAGCUUCCUGAAGCUUCAAGUAUCGGAGCACGACAACAAGCUCGGUGAGAUGGAUAUCGACCUCAUCAGCGACAGUUGUGGUGCUAUUGCGACAACGCUGCCGAGACUGGAACAGAAUUUCAAGCAGGCUGCCGACGAUGUGAUUACGCUUCAGUCAAAACAUAUGAUGCUCGAAGUGGAUGCAGAAGUCAUUCGAUCUAGUGUCCAGCAGUUGCGGUCUGACACGCAGCGAGACAUUCAGCAGCAACGUUCCGAUAUCGAUAAGAUCCAGGCAGGCACUGAGCAGCUCGGAUCCGCGACUGCCCAACUGAGGUCCGGAGUAGAGUCCCUCAGAACUCAAAUGAAGUCGGAAACAGAAUGCUUUAAGAAAGACGCUCUCGAAAUCAAGUCUGACACUGAGCGCCUGAAGACAGAAGCCCAGCAGCUCAGAUCCGACACGGACCACGUCAAGAAAGAUGUUCAGAAAUUUGAAUCUGUCGUUGAACACAUCAAGACAGAGGCUCAGCAAUUAAAGUCGGAAAUGACGCAGCUGCAGUCGGGCGUGGAGAAACUUGCUUCGGAUAUACCACGCCCACCCGACGGCGACAAGUUCCUGGCGGUCGGAACCUUUACAGCGAUGAACUCCACUGUUUUCAAGACAUUUAGUACUUGGAUCGAGGACUUCAAGAAGCGAGUCGACGUCGUAGAGCGCCAAAUGCUACCGCUGCGGACGGACGCGGUUGCCUGGACUCAAGUAAAGACGCUCGAGAAAGGAUCAGACCAGAAGUCGAGUCGUAGUACAGAAACCAGCCGCCUGUCGACCCCAACUAAUGACUUGAAGGUCGAUCAGUACGAAGGCAAGUUGAAGGACUACGAAACACGGAUCAAGGUGCUCGAGGCUGUCUCGAGGCAGAGUCCGCGUCGUUUGGAACACGAUACUUCAGAGCCAACCAAGACUGCGGAUACACCGACCAAAAGGCGCGCAGCCGAUAAUUCAGCUUCAACCAAGCUCACAAUCGACGCAUUGAAGGAGCAGUUGUCGAUGGUCGAUCAGAGCAUCAAGGCAAUCUCUGAGUCAACAAAGUUAACAAGCGAAAGCCAGACCAGGGACUCUCACAGAAUUCAGGUACUAGAAAGCCAGGCAUACGAUUUCCGGGCGGAUCACCAGCGCUUGAGCGAGUUUGAGCAACGAUUCGCGACGACAGAGGAGAAGGUGAAGGCUUCCGAGGACAGGAUGGACUUUCUGCAACACAACAUGAUGAAUGUGGACGCGCAAAUUAACAACUUGACGACGGAGGCCCUUUACCAGGCUAUUCUGCAGCACAUUGACAGAUACCAUCCUACGGAAGCCGCAGUUGGACCCAAGAUAGAUCAGAUGGCCAGGCAGGUGGCAGCCUAUGAGCAGAGACUGCUCCUCUUGGAGAGGCAGAUAACGUUGAACGAUGAGCCUGCGAAUAAGAAACGGAGACUGAGCUCUCAGUACGGGCCGCUGGCCGUGACCAAUGGAAGACACUGA